GCGCCGCAGCGGAGCUCAGUGACGAGAGGCUUUGUGCGGCUCUGGGGUGUUCGCGUUCCGGUGUUUCUACGCGCUCGGCGUUUUCUCGUUUCAUCGCAUUCGUUAACAGGUCAGAAUGCAAAUCUUCGUGAAGACCCUGACCGGCAAGACCAUCACCCUGGAGGUGGAGCCCAGUGACACCAUCGAGAACGUCAAGGCCAAGAUCCAGGACAAAGAGGGCAUCCCCCCUGACCAGCAGCGACUCAUCUUUGCUGGCAAGCAGCUGGAAGAUGGCCGCACUCUUUCUGAUUACAACAUCCAGAAAGAGUCCACCCUGCACCUGGUCCUCCGUCUCAGGGGUGGCUAUUAAUUCUUCAGUCUGCAUUCCCAGUGGGCAAUGGUGGCAUUACUCUGCACUAUGGCCAUUUGUCCCAAUUUAAGUUUAGAAAAUACAAGUUUCAGUAAUAGCUGAACCUGUUAAAAAAUGUUAAUAAAGGUUUUGUUGCAUGGUAAGCAUA
This is a messenger RNA of Microtus ochrogaster (prairie vole), 497 nucleotides long. It is a transcript of the gene Ubb, whose product is annotated as ubiquitin. Gene Ontology annotation, molecular function: protein binding. The coding region runs from base 116 to 349 and encodes 77 amino acids. The transcript has 3 exons. NCBI's taxonomy places the organism in Eukaryota, Metazoa, Chordata, Mammalia, Rodentia, Cricetidae. The record is from RefSeq and is a predicted model, not a curated record.